AUGGCCGCCCCCGUCUGCACGUUCCAGAACCAGCUGUCGUCCUCGACUGGCGCCAGCGCCGCCCACCCGCAUUCGCACGAGGGAGGUCACAGUCACUCUCAUGACCACGCUCAGGAGCAUGGUCACACCCAUGAGCAAAUGGAUCAUGCCGGCAAGUUCUCUGAGCGGGAGCUCCCCGACUAUCACGGCCGUGAUUGGGAGGAGCGCGCCUUCACCGUCGGCAUCGGCGGCCCAGUCGGGUCUGGCAAGACGGCUCUCCUCCUCGCUCUCUGUCGCGCACUACGCGACAAGCACAACAUCGCUGCGGUGACCAACGACAUCUUCACCCGCGAGGACCAGGAGUUCCUGAUCCGUAACGAGGCACUGCCGAAGGAACGUAUCCGUGCGAUUGAGACUGGCGGCUGCCCGCACGCGGCUAUCCGCGAGGACAUCUCCGCCAACUUACACGCGCUUGAGGAGCUGCAGGCCGAAUUUGACACUGAGCUGCUGUUUGUCGAGAGCGGCGGGGACAACCUCGCGGCCAACUACUCGCGCGAACUUGCCGACUACAUCAUCUACGUUAUCGACGUUGCUGGCGGCGACAAGGUCCCCCGGAAGGGCGGACCAGGAAUCACUCAGUCAGACCUGUUUAUCAUCAACAAGAUCGACCUCGCGCCGCACGUGGGCGCGUCACUCGAGGUCAUGCGCCGCGACUCGGCGACGAUGCGCGAGAGCGGUAGCACGCUCUUCACGUCGGUGAGGCAGGGCGAGGGCGUCGACGCGGUCGUGGACGCCAUCAUCUCGGCGUGGAAGGCUAGUGGGGCUGUGGCCGACCAACGCGUAACCCGUGUCUGUCCACACGGCACUUCUCUUUGA
Molecule: messenger RNA, 855 nt
Organism: Cutaneotrichosporon cavernicola
Lineage: Eukaryota; Fungi; Basidiomycota; Tremellomycetes; Trichosporonales; Trichosporonaceae
Exons: 6
Coding region: 1-855 (284 amino acids)
Molecular function (GO): GTPase activity; nickel cation binding
Source: RefSeq, a predicted model, not a curated record